UUGUGUAUAUUUUUAAACAUUCCUCUCUCGGUUCUGUCCCAGGAGCUCGCUAAAUAUGAGGAGAUGGAGCACCAGGUGACGCUGACGGAGAAGGAUCUCCUGGAGGACGGAUUCGGUGACACCCCGUUUUAUCACUGCAUCAUCGCCGAGAUCCCGGGAGAGAGCAGCAGUGGAGAGCCGGACGUGGUGGGCUUCGCCAUGUACUACUUCACCUACGACCCCUGGGUGGGCAAGCAGCUCUACCUGGAGGAGUUCUACGUGAUGGACAGGUGCAGAGGGCUGGGAAUCGGUUCAGGGAUCCUGCGCCACCUCAGUGACGUAAGUAAAUAA
Molecule: messenger RNA, 330 nt
Organism: Menidia menidia (Atlantic silverside)
Lineage: Eukaryota; Metazoa; Chordata; Actinopteri; Atheriniformes; Atherinopsidae
Source: the annotation of a GenBank genome assembly